AAAGAAUAAAAAAGUCACUCAACGACAACCCGGUGCUGUCGUUCUGGUGACUGCUGAGUGUAUUCACACCAUUUUUAAAAAAUUUCUCAAAAUAAUAGAUAGAUCACCCCUUCCGUUUGUUUAUCCGAUCAGGGUUCCACUAAUCUGAAAGUACACACACAAUGGCUGCUCCGCCCGCUAGACCUCGAGCCGAUUACGAUUACCUUAUCAAGCUUCUUUUGAUCGGUGACAGCGGUGUGGGUAAGAGUUGCCUCCUUUUACGAUUCUCAGAUGGUUCUUUCACCACUAGUUUUAUUACAACCAUUGGUAUUGAUUUUAAGAUAAGAACAAUUGAGAUGGACGGAAAACGAAUUAAACUGCAAAUCUGGGAUACUGCGGGUCAGGAACGGUUCAGAACAAUUACUACUGCUUAUUACCGUGGAGCCAUGGGUAUUUUGCUGGUGUAUGAUGUAACUGAUGAAUCUUCCUUCAACAAUAUCAGGAACUGGAUCCGUAACAUUGAACAACAUGCUUCUGAUAAUGUAAACAAGAUCCUGGUGGGCAACAAGGCUGACAUGGAUGAAAGCAAAAGGGCUGUUCCCACCUCAAAGGGGCAGGCACUUGCUGAUGAAUAUGGCAUUAAGUUCUUCGAGGCUAGUGCAAAGACGAAUAUGAAUGUAGAAGAGGUUUUCUUUUCAAUUGCCAAGGAUAUAAAGCAAAGACUUGCUGAAACUGAUUCAAAGACCGAGCCGCAAACUAUUAAGAUCAACCAACAAGAGCAGGGAGCAGGGACCUCUGCAGCUUCACAAAAAUCAGCUUGCUGUGGUUCUUAAUAGAUAUUCAUCUUGUGGUGAAAAGUUGAUUACUGUGGUAUACUAGAGAAGAAAGUUGAAUACCGCGGUGGUAAGGAUAUUUUGUUUUGUUUUGAUUGCUUGUAUUGUUCGCACUAGAACCAUAAUUAUUACAAAGUUGUGUUUGAGCAAUAGUUCCUAUUUUAAGAAUCAAACAGUAUAGGAGUUUUACUUGUUUAGUUCAUUAUACUGUAUGUCCUUGCAGUGUGCAAGUAGGCAGCCUCUUCUUUGUUCACUGUGUUUCAUGAUAUUGUCAUGAAUACUUUUAGUGCCCUUUCAUAUAUUACUCUCUUGCACUUCCA
Molecule: messenger RNA, 1132 nt
Organism: Daucus carota subsp. sativus
Lineage: Eukaryota; Viridiplantae; Streptophyta; Magnoliopsida; Apiales; Apiaceae
Product: ras-related protein RABE1a
Exons: 9
Coding region: 162-812 (216 amino acids)
Biological process (GO): protein secretion; regulation of exocytosis
Cellular component (GO): intracellular membrane-bounded organelle; plasma membrane
Molecular function (GO): GTP binding; GTPase activity
Source: RefSeq, a predicted model, not a curated record